AGCUGUUCAGAGCAUCCCGGCCUGGAGCCAGGCACAUUUGAGCCUUGGAUCUAGCUGAAGGCCACCGCGGAUUGUGGUGCAGCAAUGUCGGUGUUAGAAGAAAGCCGACCAUUUGCUCAACAGUUAUCCAAUGUCUACUUUACAAUACUUUCACUUUUCUGUUUUAAGCUUUUUGUGAAAAUCAGCCUUGCCAUCCUCAGUCACUUCUACAUUGUGAAAGGCAACCGCAAGGAAGCUGCCAGGAUAGCAGCUGAGUUUUAUGGAGUAACCCAAGGACAAGGUUCCUGGGCAGAUCGAUCGCCACUACACGAAGCAGCAAGUCAAGGUCGCCUUCUUGCUCUGAGAACAUUAUUAUCACAGGGUUAUAAUGUAAAUGCAGUAACUAUAGACCAUGUCACCCCAUUGCACGAAGCCUGCCUUGGAGAUCAUGUUGGCUGUGCCAGAACUCUUCUGGAAGCUGGAGCUAAUGUAAAUGCCAUCACAAUAGACGGUGUGACUCCAUUAUUCAAUGCCUGCUCACAAGGCAGUACAAGCUGUACAGAACUUCUUUUGGAAUAUGGUGCCAAACCACAGCUAGAGUCAUGUCUUCCUUCUCCCACACAUGAGGCCGCCAGUAAAGGUCACCAUGAAUGUCUAGAAAUACUGAUAUCCUGGGGCAUAGAUGUUGACCAAGACAUUCCUCAUUUGGGAACUCCUCUGUAUGUAGCUUGUAUGUCACAGCAAUUCCAUUGCGUUCGGAAGCUUCUUUACGCUGGUGCUGAUGUACAAAAAGGCAAAUACUGGGAUACUCCACUGCACGCUGCUGCUCAACAGUCCAGUAUGGAAAUUGUCAACUUACUGCUAGAGUUUGGAGCAGAUAUUAAUGCCAAAAACACAGAGCUUCUGCGACCUAUAGACGUAGCUACUUCCAGCAGUUUGGUGGAAAGACUGCUGCUUCAACAUGAAGCUACCCCAAGUUCUCUUUGCCAGCUUUGCCGACUCUGCAUCAGAAGCUACGUAGGAAGAUCAAGAUUGCACCUGAUUCCACAACUCCAGUUGCCAACGUUAUUGCAGAAUUUCUUACAGUACCGAUAAAACAGUAAAAUAAUUGUAAACAUUUGAAAGUCAAAAAUUUCUAUUUCUUCUGCAUAGUGUAUAUUUCAUAUUAAAAUAUGCUAAAGGUAGGGUAAAAGUGAGUAUGAGACCACCCAAGGAAGAAGUGAAUGGAAUAUCAGUUUUAAUUUUGUGUACUAGUGAGUACUAUUGUUUUAUGCAUUUUAAUAAUUUUUGGAUGUAGUAUAUUUAAAGUGUCUAUAUCUUAUUAGCUAUUCCUAUAUACCCUUUUGUUGAUUUAGAAAACAAUGAGAAAUUCUCCAUUUUAUGUUUUUUCAGAGUGGAAAAGAAAAAUGUUAACUCUUACUAAAAAUAUUCACAUAUUAUAUUUUAAAAUGUCUAUAUUCUUCAAUAAUGCGUUAACUUUUUAAUUUUGACACCUGUCAUUGAUUAUCACAGUAUUUUUGAUAUUAAUACAAA
Messenger RNA from Diceros bicornis minor, 1512 nucleotides. It is a transcript of the gene ASB5, whose product is annotated as ankyrin repeat and SOCS box containing 5. The transcript has 7 exons. Gene Ontology annotation, molecular function: protein binding. The record is from RefSeq and is a predicted model, not a curated record. Gene Ontology annotation, biological process: positive regulation of protein catabolic process; intracellular signal transduction; protein ubiquitination. NCBI's taxonomy places the organism in Eukaryota, Metazoa, Chordata, Mammalia, Perissodactyla, Rhinocerotidae. The coding region runs from base 85 to 1074 and encodes 329 amino acids.